Closterium sp. NIES-67 is the source of this 2119-nucleotide messenger RNA. Lineage: Eukaryota; Viridiplantae; Streptophyta; Zygnematophyceae; Desmidiales; Closteriaceae. The record is from the annotation of a GenBank genome assembly.
GCGACGCGACUUUACACAGCUUUGCUUAGCCUUUGAAUAUGAUCUGAGCCAGGAUUGAGCUUUUUGAAUCAAGAUAGAGAGCCCUCGAUUGUUUUUAUCGGUCCUCGAUAUAGCCCUCACAACACCUCCGUCCCGCACCGACAAUGAAAUCUCCCUUCCUCGCUAUCGUCAGCCUCGUCCCGCUCCUCGCCUCCGCCAUUCUCCCCUCCAACGCCGUUCCCCUUCUCCCCUCGCAAGAACGCGCAUUAAUAUCCCUGAAAGCCGCUUGGGGAAACUGCGUGGUAACCAACACAUGGAUACCCGGCGCCGACUGCGCGAAAUGGUCCGGCAUCGCCUGCGACGAUCGCGGGAUGGUUACCCAGUUAUACAUCAGCGACUACUCCUGCACCGGCGCUUUGACGGAAGCCGUCGGAAAUCUGACGGAGUUGACGCAGCUUGAUCUGACCAACAACUGGCGCAUCGGCGGCGGCUUGCCCAAGAGCCUCUCGAAAUUACAGAAGCUCGAGUCGCUCGGCAUCAGCGACAACAUCCAUGGAAGAAUCUCCGGCGGCCUCCCGGAAUCCAUCGGGAAACUCACGCGCCUCACCUUCCUAGCGUUCCGCGGAACAGGGCUCGCGGGGAGCAUUCCGCGCGGGCUCGCGCGCCUGAGUCGCGUCGAGUAUCUCGACCUGGAUUAUAACCGACUCACAGGGGAAAUCCCUCGGGAAUUGUCCCGCAUGGCGGCACUCAACACGCUUGAUUUGGGCGGGAAUCGGUUGACCGGAUCAGUUCCCCCGACCCUCGCUAAAAUUAAGGGCCUGAAGCGGCUGCGUCUCGGGAAGAACAAGCUUUCGGGUGCGCUCCCCGUGACCGUUGUACUCGCUAUGAAGAGCCUCGAAGAGCUGGAUCUGCACAACAACCGGUUUACUGCUUCGUCUAUCGCCGCCCUUGCGAACCAUCCGUCUCUGACAGACAUUAAUCUCAGCUGGAACCAUAUUACGGGCAGGGUGCCCUCCCAGUUCGGGCAGAUGAAGAAGCUGGGGGCUCUGCGAUUGGCUGGAAACAGGCUCAGAGGAACAGUUCCGGAGGCUCUGCUGCAGAACUUGCCGAACCUCUACGAGUUGGACCUUUCUUUCAACGGGCUAAGCGGGGAGUUUCCCUGGGCGAACUUGAAAAAUGCCCCGGUUAUCGAGUACCUGAACCUGCAGCGCAACGCGUUUACCGGCGCGAUUCCCGCUGACGCGUUUCAGAACGUCCACGUGGCAGUCUUUAACAUAUCCUUCAAUCUUUUCUCCGGGCCCAUGCCGAAUCUAGGGUUCAUGGGAGGAGAAGAGGAGCCGCCAGUCGACGUGCGCGGGAAUUAUUUUUGGGGCAGCCCGGAGUUCAUCAUGUCCAAUCAGAAAGUAUGCCCAGAGGAGGGGCAGGCGGACCCCGACUCAGGCGACGACGAGUACCUCGCAGCGCUGAAUUGCCUCGGUAAGAGCAGCUCCUGUAACAUGAAACAGCAACGUAGUAGAGCAGCAUGUAGUAAUUAUUGUGGGACGAGUACGACAAACGGCCCGUGCUCGGGGCACGGCGUGUGCGUUCCGGCGGGUGGGGCCGUUUUCAAGUGCAGGUGUGCGAGCGGGUACAAAGCGGUGGGGGGGAAGCCGCACGAGUGUGUCAAGGCAUGACGCGUCGAGGCUUGAAAGGCGCAUGGAGAAACGAGAGUUGUCUUGCCUCUUUAAAAUCGUAUGUGGGUGCGUGCGCGUGUGUGUUUGCGCGCGAGAGUGAGGGUGCAGAUGCGUGUGUGUUGAGGGCAGGUUAAAGCCGUUGACCCAAAUUGCAGAAAUUUUGUUUCAAGUUUAUUAAUCUUGAAACUGCCCUUCUGGUGACCCAGUUCCGCAAAACGAGAGGGAAAACUAAGAUCGCGCACCAAAAAGACGGGAAACAUGUGAUAGGCGUGCGCCACCCCCAGCCAAUUCCGCCCCUGCCCCCGAUACACCAGGUGUUUGAGCGGAAAGAAACUUGAAACAUGCGCUCAUACAUUUUGGGACUUUUGAAGUGCAACCCAGCCCAGCGCCACCACGCCUAAGGGUGUGGUACUUCUGCAAAAACUGGGUCAAGUUGUGCAGCGCAGGAAUCACAGUUUGCGAAGUGC